Morus notabilis is the source of this 1933-nucleotide messenger RNA. Its product is annotated as chaperone protein dnaJ 16. Lineage: Eukaryota; Viridiplantae; Streptophyta; Magnoliopsida; Rosales; Moraceae. The transcript has 11 exons. The record is from RefSeq and is a predicted model, not a curated record. The coding region runs from base 262 to 1491 and encodes 409 amino acids.
UUUCUCGUCCUCUUGUCUUGUCUCUUUCUCUCUCUUCGGUUCUCUCUCAAAGCGAGCUCCAGCUCGGAGGUGCAUGGAGCUUCUGUUCCGUCCUGGUUUUAUAGGGUUUCCUCUGGGCUGUUGAAGAGGCUGAUUUCGCAAGAAAUUCGCGUAAAAUGAGGUGAAUUUUGAUUCGGUGUCGUGGAUUGUUCGACGAUUUCGGAGCAUCUUUUUGGGUGAUUUUUAGGGUUUUUCGCGUACGAAUCGCCGACUGAUUCGAGAAUGCCGGCGAGUAGAUCGAAAUCGGAGAAGCAUGACGCUGCGAAGCAGCUCCGGCGGGACCCGUACGAGGUACUCGGCGUCUCUAGGAACUCCACUGAUCAGGAAAUCAAAAGCGCUUACCGACGAAUGGCUCUCAAGUAUCAUCCUGACAAGAACGCAAAUGACCCUGAAGCAGCUGAUACGUUUAAGGAGGUCACAUUCUCCUAUAAUAUCUUGUCUGACCCAGAUAAACGGCGUCAGUAUGAUACAGCUGGAUUUGAGGCUGUUGAAGCAGAGAGUCAAGAAUUGGAACUAGAUCUUUCAAGUCUGGGAGCAGUCAACACCAUGUUUGCUGCCCUUUUCAGUAAACUUGGGGUUCCAAUUAAGACCACUGUAUCAGCAACGGUUUUAGAGGAGGCACUUAAUGGCAUGGUCACUAUUCGUCCACUUCCAUUGGGGCAGCCUAUAUCCAGAAAGGUUGAAAAGCAAUGUGCUCACUUCUACUCCGUUACAAUUACUGAAGAGGAGGCACAAGCUGGAUUCGUUUGCCGAGUGCAAUCAUCUGACAAAAGCAAGUUUAAGUUAUUGUACUUUGACCAGGAAGGGAAUAGUGGGCUGAGUCUUGCUCUACAGGAGGACAGUGCAAAAACCGGAAAGCUUACAUCUGCUGGGAUGUAUUUUCUUUGUUUUCCAGUAUACCGAUUGGAUCAAACAGUCAACUCGAUAACUGCUGCAAAGGAUCCUGAUGCCGCCUUCUUCAAAAAAUUAGAUGGAUUUCAGCCAUGUGAAAUAAACGAACUGAAGGCUGGAACCCACGUGUUUUCUGUUUAUGGCGACAAUUUUUUUAAAAGUGCAAGCUACACAAUAGAAGCUGUUUGUGCUGAACCUUUUUUUGAGGAAAAGGAGAAUCUAAGGGCUGUCGAAGGACAAAUACUAUCAAAAAGGGUGGAGUUGUCAAAAUUUGAAGCUGAAUACAGAGAGGUUCUGGCCCAGUUUACGGAGAUGACCAGUAGGUAUGCGCAAGAAAUGCAAGAGAUUGACGACCUGCUCAAGCAAAGGAAUGAGAUACAUGCCUCGUAUACAACUCUUCCUCCAAUGAAACGGAGUUCAAGUAGAAACAGGAACAAGGGUCCAUCCAAGGAGGUUAGUGAGGAUGGGCAAGGGAGGUAUAAGAAACCAACAAGAGAUAGGCCUAAGAAGAAGAAGUGGUACAACAUUCAUUUAAAGGUUGACAAGAGGAAGCCGUGCUGACAGGAGUUAGCUUUGUGUCGGACAGGGAAGCUCUUUUGUUGCGGUAGUUUCACUUUCGCAUACGCGCAAGCCUAGUAAAGGACUAAAAAGGAGUCCCAAAGGCUUAUUGGGGAAGUGGAGACUGGGACUCCGGUGAGAUGGCUCCAUUACUUGUAUCGUGUCAACUCGGCAACUCGUUGUUGUAAAAUUCUUUCUUGUAUUCUUUCAUGUCUACGUAGUUCUCUUGUUGCUUUUCUUCAGCAUUUCAUCUGUUACACAUGUAAAUUACGUAAGUUAUUCAUGGAGGUCCGUUCAUCGCCUCAUUGAUUGCUUGUAUUUUUGGAUAAAGAAAAUGGAGAAAUGGCACGUUGCUGGGAGAUAUUUUUCUCUCGUAAAAGUAAGCAGUAAGUCUCUUCUCAGUUAUCUUCCACGAACGUCUGUAUUAAUUUAAGACUCUUUCAGU